UACUUUCCCUUUUCCACAUUCAAUACCGAUACCAACUCGACAGAGAUGCCACCAAAGGGAUGGAGAAAGAAUUCAGAUGGAAGCUAUCCUGUUUCCACCAAGGAGAGGGAUAUGAUCUCCAUUGAGGAUAUCCUUUUUCCCAAGGCGACUGUGAACAAAUUGGCAAGGGCCAUUUUACCAGAGGGAGGAUUGAUUUCCAAAGACAGUUCAACAGCCCUACAGCGGAGCUCCACAGUCUUUGUGAGCUACCUCUUAGUGCAUGCUAGACAACAUGCCAAACAGUUUGAUAGAAAGACCAUUGGACCACAGGAUAUAAUCAACGCACUUGAAAAGGCUGAAUUUUCUUCAUUCAUCCCUUCGGUGAGUGAAGAGCUGGAUUCUUUCCAAGCUCGUAAGGAUGCUCAAAAGAAGAAGAAAAGAGAGGAAAAAUUGGCACAGGCACUGGCCCAGUCUCAAACUCAAGUAACAGCACAGUCUGAUGUUGUGCCUGAUCAAAAGAUGAAAGAGGCGAGCGAGGAGACGAUUGACGAACAAGAAGAUAAUGGUAAUGAAACAGUAGAAGAAGUUGAUAGCAUGGAGACUCUUGAUAAUGAGGAAACGCAGAUCGAGGAAACCAGAGGACCAGUUUCAAAGAAGCUCAAGUCAGACUCGAGGGAAGAUACCGUAAGUGAUGCUGAAACUGAAAGUCAACAAGAAUGAAAUAGAUACCAAUUGUCAAAAGAGUACAGACGUAGCAACUACACAAAACGAGGACAAAGUGGUGAUAUACAUGGCUCAUAGAACGGAAAACACUCACUGGACUUUCAACAAUGCCAGAGAGCUCAUUGUUUACCAUAACCAAUCCUAAAUGGCCUUUAGACAAAUGAACAAAAGUAAAAUGACAACUAUGACGAUAGCAACCCAAAAUUUGAAAUUGUGCCACCACAUAGCCCGCUUUACCCUAGUGG
Messenger RNA from Williopsis jadinii, 947 nucleotides. RefSeq names its product DNA polymerase epsilon noncatalytic subunit (gene DPB4). Gene Ontology annotation, cellular component: CHRAC; epsilon DNA polymerase complex. Gene Ontology annotation, biological process: heterochromatin formation; leading strand elongation; DNA damage response. Lineage: Eukaryota; Fungi; Ascomycota; Saccharomycetes; Phaffomycetales; Wickerhamomycetaceae. Bases 46 to 699 code for a protein of 217 amino acids. The record is from RefSeq and is a predicted model, not a curated record. The transcript has 2 exons. Gene Ontology annotation, molecular function: chromatin DNA binding; protein heterodimerization activity.